GCUUCGUGCGACAGAAUGAACGGCUACGGCUCGCCGUACCUGUACAUGGGGGCUCCGGUGUCUCAGCCCCGGGCUCCGCUGCAGAGGACCCCCAAAUGCGCGCGGUGCCGGAACCACGGCGUGCUGUCGUGGCUCAAAGGUCACAAGCGCUACUGCCGCUUCAAGGACUGCACCUGCGAGAAGUGCAUCCUCAUCAUCGAGCGGCAGCGCGUCAUGGCGGCGCAGGUGGCGCUCCGGAGGCAGCAGGCCAACGAGAGCCUGGAGAGCCUCAUCCCGGAGUCGCUCAGAGUGCUGCCCGGCAUCGGCAUACCCGGGGCCGGCGAGGGGAACCAGGGAACCCCGCCGAGUUCAGAGGAGCUGGAGCUGCGCUGGAGCAGCACGGAGCCGGUGCAGGCCGGAGCCCAAACGUGCACAGAGCCCUCAGAGGACGGUCCCGAUGAGGGGUCGGGAGGUGAGAACGGGGGGAGCUCCAGCGAGAAGGAGCAGGACCCGGUCAGCUCCCCAGAGGGCUCCAAACCAAACUCCUGCUACGCCCCGGAGUCUCCAGAAACCCCCUCCCACCCGGAGGAGAGCCGCUACAGCCUCGCCAAAGCCGGCAGCACCGAGAAGGAAGCCAAAGCCGAGAGCCCUCGUAAGUAUCCCGUCAGCCCCGGAGAGCAGACCGUGGUGAUCGAAGGCCUCGCCGGCUCCAUCAACCUGCCCUUCAGCCUCCGAGCCAACCGGCCGCCGCUGGAGGUCCUCAAGAAGAUCUUCCCCGCUCACAAACCUCCCGUCCUGGAGCUCAUCCUCAGGGGCUGCGGGGGGGAUCUGGUGGGUGCCAUCGAGGUGCUGAUGUCCAGCCGGAGUCCGGACGGGAGCGCGCACACGCACGCCGACGCGCACCCGGACGCCCUGGUGCUGCCCUCAAACGGACACCUGUUCGAGCACACGCUGGGCUCCUACCACCCGGUGUCGUCCUCCGCCAAGUGGUCGGUGGGCUCUGCUUUCCGGGUGCCCGAGUCCCUCCGGUUCGCGUCCGACUCCGCCUCGGGCGUGGUGUCCACGGGCCCGCUGGGUGUCCCCCUGCAGCACCCAUCCUUCCCGCAGCCCACGCGCUACCCGCUCAUGCUGCGCAACUCUCUGACGCGCAGCCAGGCCAGUCCCUUCGUGCACAACGACGUGACUCUGUGGAAUACCAUGGCUCUGCAGCAGCAGUACCAGCUCCGAUCAGCUGCCCAGUACGUGUCUCCUUUCUCCCCCGCAGCCCCCGGCGGCCCAGGGGGAUCCGUGUUCCGCAGCUCCCCGGUCCUCCCCUCCAGGUCCUCCGAGGAGCAGCGCAUCAGCAUCCAGGAGGAGAGCUGCGCGCUGGGGCCCAAGCCCGGCCUCUACUCCCCCGAUGAGGAGUACGAGGAGCGCUCUGACUCGGCAGACUCCCGCAUCCUGAACUCAUCCGCCUAGAAUGAAUGCUGAUGAUGGACUAGCGCAGCAGGGGAGAACCAAAAGCGUAUUAUUCUGAAAGGACA
Molecule: messenger RNA, 1502 nt
Organism: Xiphias gladius (swordfish)
Lineage: Eukaryota; Metazoa; Chordata; Actinopteri; Istiophoriformes; Xiphiidae
Gene: dmrt3a
Product: doublesex and mab-3 related transcription factor 3a
Exons: 2
Coding region: 16-1437 (473 amino acids)
Biological process (GO): male sex differentiation; regulation of transcription by RNA polymerase II
Cellular component (GO): nucleus
Molecular function (GO): protein binding; RNA polymerase II cis-regulatory region sequence-specific DNA binding; DNA-binding transcription factor activity, RNA polymerase II-specific
Source: RefSeq, a predicted model, not a curated record